This is a messenger RNA of Rotaria sp. Silwood1, 1353 nucleotides long. The record is from the annotation of a GenBank genome assembly. Lineage: Eukaryota; Metazoa; Rotifera; Eurotatoria; Philodinida; Philodinidae.
AUGUUGCAAGCUUGCAGUCGCAAAUUAGCGACUGCUGUAGCUUCGCCAAUUUAUACAAAACGACGACGAAAAUCAAAAAAAACUAUUUCGAAUCAUACUAUUAUUGCUGCUACAUCAUUUUUAUCUAAAAAAUAUGGUCUUGUACCAUGUUUUUGCAAACAUGAUCCAGUACAAAUGAUAAAAAGUUCUCAAACAUUAAUAUUACCUAGAUCGUCAAAUGCAUUUUGGCAUCGAAAAAGUAAAUCGAAAGCUAAAUUAAUUGGUGAAAAACAACAACGAAAUAAUUCAACUGCGUUUGAAAAUCAACAAACAAGUUCUUCACGUUCUCAUCAUUUUCAAAAAUUUCGAAAGUCUAUUAUUCAACGAUUUAAACGCAAUAAUAAACAAAAAAUGCCAACGAUUACUGCUCGAUCUGUCAUACCUAAACGCACAAAUACUAAUCCUAUCAAACAUAGAAAUAAUGCAGAUCAUUCUCUUUUGAAUCCAUCAAAUCCUAUGGAAACAAAUUUUAAACAAUCUUCAUCAACUCAAGAUGAUAGUCAACAUACUUCGUAUGAUUCUUAUCAGGUUAUUGUACAAGAUAAUUCUAAUGAUACUAAUAAUGAAGAAGACAAAAAUGAUACAUUAGAACCACCUAUAUUAUCAUUGAAAACCGAACAACAGAAUAUCAAUGCAACGAAUAAAAUAAGUGAAACUGGUCAAGAAACAUCCCAAACAAUUAUGAACGAUCCUAAAUCAUUAAGAAAAAUAAAACAAAUUUCGGUCAUUUCUCAAAAAAAACAUUCUAAUAACACACGAAAAAUAUCUACUCGUACAACUAAUAGUUCCUCAAAAAGAAAAAUAUCAAGUAAACGAAAGCGUAUUUCAAAACGAAAAAUAUCAUCAAAAACAUCUUUAUCAAAUAAAAAACUUAUCACAACAUCAAAACCUAGGAACAUUACAGCUACUUUCUCAAUUUCUGGAUCAACAACAAAUGUUAAACGAAUGACUCAUGGACGUAGUCCUUUUUCCAAUCCAAAUGUAUUUCAUUCUAUACCACGAAUGCAAAAUUCAGAUGAAAUUACUAAAGACAAUAUACAUGAAAAUCAUCUAUGUUGUAAACCAAUUACAUCUGUUAAAGGUUUAUCAAUAGAUGAUCAAAAAAAAUUAAUCGAAAAUGAUUAUUUAACAUUAAUUUCUUUAUUACCAAUUUAUCUUGAUUCACAAGGCAAUUUUCAGCAUAAAAUUCGUGAAAAAACUAAUAUAAGUCAUGAUGGUGCUUUCGAACUCGAUCGUUUAAUGAAUGAAUGGGGUUCAGCACGAUUGUUUAUUGGUGCUAAUAAUCAUUAUAAAACAUUAUCACAAGUCAUAUGA